Molecule: messenger RNA, 4803 nt
Organism: Liolophura sinensis
Lineage: Eukaryota; Metazoa; Mollusca; Polyplacophora; Chitonida; Chitonidae
Product: scavenger receptor cysteine-rich type 1 protein M130-like
Exons: 18
Coding region: 276-2804 (842 amino acids)
Cellular component (GO): membrane
Source: RefSeq, a predicted model, not a curated record
CGAGAAACACGAGUAUUCGAUCUAAACCAGAUAGCCGAAGAUUUCUGUACACACAUGGUUGCGCAAUCUACAGAUCUGUUCAGAAUAGAGGAAAUUUCACUUGAACGCCUUGUGAGGAAGACGGUUAAUUCUGUAGAACCGGAAACUAGGGAAUCAGUAUUGAAGAUUAGCGUUACCGAUAACGUACAUCAAGCCAGCAACCACAGCUCAAGAAUAGUGUUCAAACUACAGGUUGAUUUUUGUUGAAGAGAAAAGUACAAGCUGCACGUGGUGGAAUGUCAGCUGUUUAUGUGAAACUGUUCUUGCUGAUUGCUGUUUCUGUACUGUGUACAGACUCAGCAGUGGUGUACAGUCCUGACGGCUUGGUUCGUGCGACAAACCCUUGGAGCCUAUGGGGGCGGGUUAACGCGCGCGACUCAUAUUGGGAUAGUUGGUAUCCGGUUUGUUUGAACAAUGACACAAUGGACUCUGUUCACCGACAGAAGAUGGCUUUAUGGUUAUGUAAUGACCGAUUGGGUUUGAACGCGUCCUGGGCGGAGUCUUCUGUGAAAACCAGUUUUUAUUCCUACUUGAGCUUUGCACUGACAUGCAAACCUGACAUAUCCAACUGUUCUUUCUCUGGCCCAACUCAUUGCAACCACAAACGCUACUGGGUAGUUUAUUGUAGCUUGCCCCAGACGGACGACCUCAGCGUGAAGCUGGCGCGCGGAAUUGAUGAAUGGAGGGGGCGACUAAUGCUGAAGAUGGGAGGGAAGUGGGGAGAAGUCUGUAAUUCGGGUUUAACAAACAAAAAUUUCGCCAAGGUUGUGUGCCGACAGCUAGGGUAUAAUGGGUCGUCUCCCUCUUCAAACACCCUUCCUGCCAGCAAAGCAGGUGAAGAUACAUUCACACUGACUGAUGUUAACUGCUCCGGCAAUGAGAGUCGUCUGAUCGACUGCGCACACUCGAUUCCCGGGCAAUACGAAUGCACCAACGACAUCUGGGUGGAAUGUGGCCAUGCGGAUGACUUCUCACUGCGUCUGGUGGAUCGUUUAACUCUUCCUACCUUUAAUGGACGUUUGCAGAUAAAACUAGGUGGAGAGUGGAAAAACAUGUGUGGGGAGAUGAACACGGCGGCCGUAAGAUUAGCCUGCCAAAAUCUCGGCUUUCAGACAGCAUAUGCGCGCCAACUACCCAGUGGACUGUUUCCAGUGAGCACUGAUGCCCACAUCUCAGGCAGCAUGUCGUGCAGAGGUACAGAACAGAGCUUAUCACAGUGCGCUUUUAACUCUGAUUUCUUUUCGUUGACAUCGUGUGCGAAAUCCAUCGGAAUUGUUUGCUCUGCAGAACCAGACUACCAACUUCGUCUGGUCAAUGGAGGUCCAAUGUCGGGUCGACUUGAGGUUAACAUUGGUGGCAUAUGGGGCACUGUUUGUGAUGACAGUUUUAACAUGGAUGCAGCUCGAGUCGUGUGUCGUCAGCUCGGAUUCCCCAGCCAAGCACCUUUAGUUGAGCCUCACAGAAAGUUUGGAUCUGGUUCCUCAAAUCAGGUUAUUUGGUUGGAUGAAGUAGUUUGCCAAGGAACAGAAACGUCGUUACAAUCUUGUCGUCACGAUCAGGAAGGAGACACGGACUGUCGACACGAUGAGGAUGUCGGUGUUACUUGUGGAAAUCUCGAUAGCACAGGUCUGCCGGUGCGGCUUGUGGGGGGCACUUCCGUGUACUCUGGACGGCUCGAGGUGUCUGUUAGCGGUCAGUGGGGAACUGUCUGUGACGACAGAUUUGACACCAACGCUGCAAAAGUCGUCUGUCGUCAACUAGGACUUCCCUAUCAAAGAGCCAGACCAAUCACUUCGUCAAGAUACUCAGCAGCAUCGGGGCCAAUCUUUCUGGACGAAAUCAGUUGCACUGGCAAUGAGGCAAAGAUUGAGCAGUGUAGUUACGCUGCUUUGGGUCACACCGACUGCAGUCAUAGUGAGGAUGUGGCUGUGCAAUGCAGCGGACAGUCUAACACCAGUGACUACGCAGUGCUACUACAAGGUGGUUCUAGCGGGCGGGAGGGUCGCCUGGAGGUAUUUAUAAAUGGCCAGUGGGGGACUGUCUGUGAUGACGGAUUUGACAAGGAUGCCGCCAAGGUCGUUUGUCGUCAGCUUGGCUAUGCACACUCCAAUGCAAAAGUGGAGUACGUGAAGAGCUAUGGCUAUAUCUCAAGUACCACUCCCAUUUUACUUGACGAUUUGACCUGUUAUGGUGACGAAUCAAACUUAGAUGAGUGCUCUCACAAUGUUGUUGGCCAACACGACUGUAGCCAUUCAGAAGAUGUGUCUGUGAAGUGUGAGAAUGUAGUAAACACAGUUGCAAUAGCAGGCGGGAUUUUGGGAGGCCUAGCAGCUGUAGUAUGCCUAGGACUGAUUGUUUGUUACUGCAAGAAGAAGGCACCGCGUGAAGGUCAAACCCGAACACGGCCACAUGGGCGCAGUGACCGGAGGCAUUCUCUGCACUACGUUGUCAACUUGCAAUACAACAGUGCCAGCGGUACUUUGUCGACAGGUUCUGUGAGUUCUGGGGGGAUGAUCGUGCAGCCCUCCUCUCCAGGUAUUUUUGCAGGUCCACCUUCAUACGAUCUGUUGUUUCCUAAUGGAAGUUCCGGCCCAGUACCACUUCAGGUUCCUGCCAUGCCUAACACACCAUCAGCGCCGCAGCAAUAUCCCGCUCAAGACAACCCAGGGUAUACGUCGUCAUCUCCACAAGACCCUCCUAGCGGCGGUACCCGUACGCAGAGCGACCCUCCAUCUUACAGUGCAGUAAUAAAUGCUACUACAUAACAGCUUAGGCGGCAAGUGGAAACUAGAUUUUUAUUCAGAGUAUAGGAUAGGAUCUAUCCCACUUCGUGUUGUCAGAAUUACGGUCAUUAGUAUAUCAAAACAUCCCCCGGGCUCUGCCCGGUUUCCACCCACCAUAAUGCUGGCCGCCGUCGUAUAAGUGAAAUAUUCUUGAGUACGGCGUAAAACACCAAUCAAAUAAAUAAAUAAAUAAAUAAAUAAAUAUAUCAAAACAUGAGAGUGGUAGUUAUUUUUGGGGUUUAUCAGGAUUCAUGCAUAAGCUUUGCAGCAGAACGAAAGCACAUGUCAUCAGUCUUAACAUUAAGUUACAGUGGAAUCAGCAAGAGCUGGAUUUGAGCCUGUCACCUUGCUGGUCUGGUCUGCUGAGUUGAUAAGAACAUAUUAGCGAAUGAACGGUGAAUGCACCAGAGAUCAUGUUGUUACGCGUUACGAGUCAAGAAAAGACCAAUUAUGGCAAAUGAAUACGUAUUGCUCAAUUUAUUUUUGUACUGCUGGUCUACCGAUUUUGUUUAAACAUGGGAAUAUGGGGUGUUUGUCAAUUUUUUAAAUAUUUUGAUAUAAAUAUUUAUACAACUGUACGAUGAUAUAUGUUCGUCACAUGACAAGUGAUCAUUUUGUUGAUUUAAUUAUUUAUAUGUACCGUAAGUAAAUACAUGUAAUUAUUUAUACAAUGAUCAGCUUCUAUAUGUUUGUGUAGUCUUUACAUGGCGUAUGAUUGUAUGUGUUUCGUUUAUUUAACAUUUUGUUCACGCCAGAUUGCUUGAGAGUAAAGGAGAAUAAUUUAUUCACAAGUCUAUAUGCGAAUCAAGAUUGAUCACGUGAUAGAAAUGAAAGGUUAUAUAAAGCCCUGUUAUAUAUGUCAAAUGACAGCCAGUCUUAUGUUGAUGCGAUAACGUCACAUAAAAUGCACGGCAACAUAAUUUCUGCUAAUUUUUAAUUUGUCAUUGCUUGAUGGUGAAUGUGCAUCAAGGGUAGUUUUACAUUUUUCCAGUGGACAAUUUACUACAGGAUGUAUAUUGUAUGCAGGCUGUGCAUUUCUUUGACUUUCUUCGAUAUAGAAAUAUUUAACCGAUGCCUUUUUUGAAGAAUUUAAGACAUAACAGGCAAAAGACUGAUACCAACCAUUUUAGUAAUGUAGAGCUAUCUGUAUUCGCUGCUUCUCUCUGGUAUAUUGUGCUUCAUUAAAAAUUUUGAAGUUUUGAAGGUACAUUUUGAAUUAAUUUGCAUGUUAUAUCAAUUCAUAGGUUUUUGAUGGACAAGGCUGUUAGCGCAAUCAAUACACGGCUUAUUUCAGUUUGGAAGUCAUUCCGUGCUCUAUAAUAUUCACUUAUAUACUUUUCAUUAACUCAUCAUUUGUAGUUAAUACUGAAACAAAUGGGGGCCAUUUCAAACUAGUCGAAUUCAUCCAAUAGAACGAACAUAGGAAAGAGCUAUGUCACAGGCCGCGCAUCCGCGCUGCAAUUUGUGCAAUUCUACAAAUUGUACGAUAUAGCGUUUGUCCUGUUUUCGAAUUUGUCGACACGAAAAAUUGCACUGUGUGCACGAUGCUUUGAUAUUUAAUUGAAGGCUCUUGGUGAUAUAGUUUCUCACGAUUAACUAAACCAUCCUAUGAAUAAACACGCAUUAUCUAUCUACAUGUAGCCCAGUGUUGCAUAGGUUUAGGGUAUCUGUCCAUACUGUUGUGUAACGAAUGAUAUUGGCGAGCAGCAACGCCAGUAUUGUCGGUGUUAGUUGUGCUAUCCUUAUUUUUUAUAGGAUUAAUUAUCUAACAGAAAACGUAUAGGCCUGUCAUUCAUUUGGCUUUGGUCUUACUCAUUUCGAAACAAGAACAGAGCCCAAGUGACUGUUAACUGACAAACGUUUUGAUGCAUGUGGUCUAAACGUUUUAAUGGAGGGUGCAUUUUUUUACCUCAGGAACGACAAAUUGUGUGCAAAAACUUCAUGAUCAUGCAUAAUAAAAUCACGUUUCUCUUUCUAUAGA